Molecule: messenger RNA, 2481 nt
Organism: Oncorhynchus tshawytscha (Chinook salmon)
Lineage: Eukaryota; Metazoa; Chordata; Actinopteri; Salmoniformes; Salmonidae
Product: fibroblast growth factor 8-like
Exons: 5
Coding region: 824-1465 (213 amino acids)
Biological process (GO): embryonic heart tube development; positive regulation of gene expression; dorsal/ventral pattern formation
Cellular component (GO): cytoplasm
Molecular function (GO): type 1 fibroblast growth factor receptor binding; growth factor activity; type 2 fibroblast growth factor receptor binding
Source: RefSeq, a predicted model, not a curated record
AAUGCAGGGGGAGGGGGGUGGCUUUUGUUCUGCAGAAAAAGGGGGCUUGUUCCUCGCAGAUCGUCCUUCCAUUUUAACCAGGGGUGUGAGUGCGAACAAGGGGUUGACAUUGGAGCCUGCGAUGGGAGGAGAGGAGGGGAGACUGGAGAGUCGCCAGUCCUGCACUACCGAUCAAUGAGGCAACAUCACCCGUUCUGAACGCAAGGGACGCGCACGUUAUCCACCACCGAGAAGCCCGAUAUAUAAACUCUCUACAACCGGCUAAACUGGAAGAUAGCUACUGAGGAUUCUCUGAAGGAAUUACAAAGAGAUAAAUAUUACAGCGAAUGAACUGUCAUCUUCAUUGGCAUAGGAUGACCUUUUUUGCUUUUGCAUUUGUAUUCUUAUUAUUAGAAAACUCACCAGCGCUUUUGACAAAACUUGAAUGCACCUUUUCUAAGUGCACUUAAACGUUGGUAAACUAGAGGGCCGCCUGACCGACAGACAGACACUUAUCAAUAAUCAUUCAUCAUUGUUAUCAAUGAUCAUUUUCAGUUUAGCAUUUCACUGUCAAGGUUGACGAUAAUUCGUGAGCGUCCGUCUUUCCAAAACAGGCUAUGGACAUUUAUUUGACGUGAAAUGUAGCCCAUUUUUUUACAACGACAAAAAAAUAACCACGUCCUCCAGCCUUGGUCGUUUGGGAUUUUAAUGAAGUCUUUGAAGAGCGAGGAUUGCAACCGAAACCAGUGUUUCACAAAGCCUAUCUUUACCAAAUAACCUCGAUUUUGAAACACUGCAAGCCCUGUCAGCUGCAUUUAUCGAAGGAACAAUCAACACAAUCAACAUGCGACGCCUCCCAUCCCAGUUGAGUUAUCUGUUCCUACACUUCUUUGCAUUCUGCUACUAUGCUCAGGUAACCAAUCAGUCCUCGCCUAAUUUCACGCAGCAUGUAAGCGAACAGAGCAAGGUGACGGACCGUGUGAGCCGCAGGUUAAUUCGGACCUACCAGCUUUACAGCCGAACCAGCGGGAAGCACGUACAGGUUCUGCCCAACAAGAAGAUCAACGCCAUGGCAGACGAUGGAGACGUAUACGCCAAACUCGUCGUAGAGACGGACACGUUUGGAAGUCGCGUGCGGAUCAAAGGAGCAGAGACAGGACUCUACAUCUGCAUGAACAAGAGGGGGAAGCUGGUCGGAAAGAGAAAUGGGCAAGGCCACGACUGCAUCUUCUCAGAGAUUGUCCUGGAGAAUAACUACACGGCGCUGAGGAACGCACGCUACGAGGGCUGGUACAUGGGUUUCACCCGACGUGGACGCCCCCGGAAAGGCUCGCGAACGCGGCAGCACCAACGCGAGGUCCAUUUUAUGAAACGAUUGCCUCUGGGAUCCCAUCCCACCCAUCCGGCCCAGCACAAGCCCUUUGACUUCGUCCACUACCCCUUCAGCCCCAGGACUAAACGCACACGCUUCUCAGCCGAACGCUGAGGGGGGUCAGAGAGGGAGGAAAAGAGGAGGAGGAAAAAACACUGACUGAAGCUGAAAUGAACUCCUCUGUCCAAAACCUCUAGAGACAUUUGUUUUUGUACUGAACAUUACUAUACCUAACAUGUAGUUUUUACAUUUUUUUUUUCAGAAAGUAAAGAAAACAGAAACAAAUAAGAAGUCUAUUUUUGUACUUGAGACUUUUAGUACUGACCUGUGUUAAGUUGUUUCUAGAUGCACAUAACUCAUCGGACAUUUGGGGUGCUGACCUCUCUUCGUAGAGAGUGGACUUUUUAUCAUCUCUGUAUUUUAGGUUGUGUUUUUACUUUUGUUUGACGGUUGAGUUGUUUGGACUCACACUUGCUGCUCCAAGAGACUUGAAGGGCCCUGAUCGACCGCACUGCCAGAAUACGCUGUGUUCAGCGACACAUACAGUACACACCCCACGCACACGCGCACGCACACACACACGCACACACGCACACACACACACACACACACACACACACACACACACACACACACACACACACACACACACACACACACACACACACACACACACACACACACACACACACACACACACACACACACACACAAAGCAUAAAUGCUGCGUUCAGGAGCUCAGUAUUGGGUAAUGUCGCGUUCAGUCUUACACACAGCCACGGCACCUCUGCUUUGAACACUGUGGUGUGCCCCUGCUACUUCUGGAAUUCUAUACAGACAAACACAGUUAAAGCAAACAGAGCUUUAAGGACACACAAUGGAACAUGUGGCAGCUACAUUGAUAAUCACAGGUUUCUUGCUAUAGUUCUAACUAAAUUAGAGGUGUAAAAAUGCAUCGACAUGUAGGAAACUCCCUUUGAUUUUGUUGCCCUUUGGUUUGUCUGUUUUUAUACAUAUAUAAAUCUAUUUUUAUUUGAGGAUGUGUGCAAAUAAUUUUAAUGACAGGAUAUUUAUUUAAAAUGUGUAAUAAAUGUACAUUAGAAUACGGAUAUUAAACUCUUGUUGGUUAA